AAAUUUUGAUACAGAAGAGAUGGUGCAUGUGAUGCUUUAUCCCAGGAUAACCUCAUAGCAGCAACACAUGCUCUCAUGACCGUAAACUCAACUGCAGUCCCCUUUCCACAGGGCUUCUCCAGGUUUGCAGCUUGGGCAGUAUGUGACAGCACUUAUUUUCAGCAUUUUACACCAGCUCUACCUUCUUUAUAUUGCCCUAACGUGGCGAAGGGACUCUAAAUCGAUACUGUUGGUUUUUCAAACUCUUACACUACAAGCUGGUGUAAUCUAAAAAAUUUGGCAUCAUUCUAGUAAGACACUCUAGCCAGAAAAAAGACAAAGGUCAAAGUAAGAACUGCUUAAGUCUAAAUAGGAUACCAGACUUAAUAGGAUUUGCCACAUCUGAGCAACCAAUGGUCCCUCUUUUCUACCACAUUGUAUUCUACCAGUGUCCACUACUAAGUUAUUCAGAUGAAGUCUAGAGAGAGAAUCUUGUGCCAGCAAGUAAGAUAGCUAUGAACUAAGUUCAGAGGGUUGACUGUAUUGUCACCUUAUGCUCCUCCUCUUCUGGAGGGAAUAAGGUGGUCCUUAAGGAUGAUCCCUUUGUUUUACUCAAUCUCAUUUUUUUCUGUAUGAUAGGUUUCCCAUCUGUUUCUGUCUGUCCAAUUGCUGACACUAACUUGGUGUCUGGAGGGCUUUCUAGUUCUAUCUGAACAUAAAUCUGUGUUCUGUAUAGGCCACCCAAAGAUGUCAGCAUUCAGAGUACUAGUUUCUUGCCCAGAGAAUGCCUAUCUGCUGCAUUAUAUAGCAAGAAUCUGACAUAAUGUAGUCACACAAUACAGUCCCUCAUUUUGCCGACUUUCUUUGAGGUGUCAAUAUUUCAAUGGAAACCCUGCUUUUCACUGAAUAUUGAUAAAUGCCACAGUGGAACAGUGAUUUUGGUGGGAGUUGGGAAAAUUGCAAGGUUUAUUUUAAAUUACAUAGAAGCCUGGCUGUAUUUUCUCCAGACACUACACAGUUUGCACUUUUUUCAUUAGACUGUUUUUGAUAAUAGGGUCCUUAAAGCACAUGGAUUCUGGGUAUAAAUCUGUCUCAUCUGGGUUUCAUAAAAUUGAGGUUCCAAGUAAAGACAAUGUUAACCGCUAUCGUAAUACUCAAACAAAUAAAAAGCAAAUAAGGUCAUUUUAAAAAAAGUUGGUGGAGGGAAAGGAAUGAGAGAGAGAGAGAGCAGGGAUCAACUGUGAUUGUUCUUUUCCAAGGGUGUAGAUGACAACUUAUACUCUUUGCAGGCAGAUAAAAAUAUUUUAGGUACUUUUUAAAAAAUUAUGAAAUAUGUACUUGGAUCAAUUUCAGGGUAUUUCCAUGCUCUGGAACCCUCCUCAGUAAAGGCAUGUUUGUUUUACCAACCUCAGAGGCAAAGGUGGUUCACUGAAAGACAGUUGGUGUAUGACUGCAGACACCUGUCAAAAUGAGGUCUCAGCCUCUAAUAUAGCUUGGGCCUAUAACAUUAAAAGUUUGAAAAAACAACAGUAUCAGUUGAUAGUCCAUCCCUCAAUUCAGGGCAAUGUAAAGAAGGCAGGACUGGUGUAAAAUACUGAAAAUAAAUGUGUACUCUUGUAUACUGAAUGAACUGGAAGCUCUGGAGAAGCCCUAUGGACAGUGAAUUGCAAUAGAGUUUAUGGUCAUGAGAACAUAUGUUGCUGCUACAGGGCUACCCUGGGAUAAAGAAAGAUGUAGUCUGUGCAAAUUGUGCAACUGUACAUUUGUUCUGUGUAUAAUAUGGCAACUGUUGAGGUAAACUGAAUGCCCCUUUAAAGGAUUCAAACAUUCCCCUUUUAAAACACACUUUUUCCUUAGCUCAGUGAGAGCACCCAGUACUCAAGUAUUUUUCAUUAAGUAUGUAGGUUGAUUUAUAAAAUACACUCCUUAUGUGCUGCUUAAGUAUUUUUGCAACACACAAGAAUUUGAUGUUAAACAAGGUUCAGUAAAAUGGAUGUAACUAAACAAAUAGCAAGUAAUCUUAAUGACUAAAAGUAUAAGACAGUUGUGGAUGAAAACAAGAGACAUGUCAAAACUGAAGGGAAAUCAAUUGCAAUGUAACUAAUUGCAAUAGGUCGGGCCUAAAAAAUCCAAAACCAAAACAAAAAACCUCUUGCUCUCAAAUGUAAUGACUGUUGUAGGAAGAAGUCAGCUAGUGGUGAUAUGAAUCAGUAAAUGCUGCUGUUAGUGAUGUGACAUUCCAUAUUCUUGAGAUCAGAGCUAGUUUACUGUUAGAAAACUGAUUUCAGAAGUAUAUGAGAAGCUCGUUAAGGUGGGACAACAGUGGGGAUUUCACUCUCCGAAGCCAAUCAUCCAAGUACAGUAGAAGUGUAUUUCUUGGAUGUGGUGCUACUACUAUCAGAUAUCUUGUGAAAACUCUUAGGUUGUAGACAAGUUAGCUGUCCCAGACAAGCAGCAGUGGUAGUGCACACCUUUUUUUUUUUUUUUAAAUAGGGAAGUAAUGUGGCUAGAAAUCUUUUUUCCUCUAAAUUCUUGAGUUGGUAAUUCUAUUGCUUCCUAGCUGAAAUAAGGAAUCCACUUUCAUCCCUCAUUUUUUUUUCCCCAUGUGAGAUUGGUUCUUGCAGAGGGAUGGGGAAGGGGACUAAAAAGGGGGCAAAGACUAGAAUGGAAUGUUAUAGUUAUUCAUGCAUAAGAUUACCUACAUUUAAGACUAUUUUAUGCAGUAAUUGUUUGGCAGAGAAUAAGCCCUUUCUUCAGCAUACAGCUCUUUAAAAGAGUUCUACAAGAGGCAGUGUCCAAGCAGCAAUAGAGUUGUCAUGUUUAGAGCUAUCCUAAUUUGAGUUCUCAUUAAUACUGGAUUAAAUAUUAAGUAUUAAAAAUGGUCCAUUCUUGGGCCCCUCCAUGUCAUUUUUCAAAGUGGGAUUUUCACCAUCUCCAUGACAACUAGAGCUGGCUGACAUCUUUGCUCUAAGGCUGAGCUCCAGAGUUCUCUGCCUCACUGCACACACUCAAGAUUAUUGCAGGAGCUUCUGCAGGAUUCUUAAAAUAUCAACUGUGUUCUUCAUUGGCUCUGAGGUUUUUCCUCAAAACAACUAAACUUAAAAAAAUUAGGUUGGCUUUCUGAGGAGGGUUUGGAGAACAGCACCUUGCCUCCCCAUCCUCUCCAGAAAUGGCAGACAGCUGGCCACAGGAAUUCAGCUCCCAGCUAGGACGUGGGCAAGGUCCAUAUCGAGACAGUUGAGCAGACUGCAUGGAAACUUCUUUCGCGGACACCAGGCCAGAAUCAGCGUCAUUAAACUGGGGGAGCCCAGGGAGGGAACACCUGGAGAGGAGGAGAAGAUCAAGUGGUUGCUAAUGUGAGAAGACAACAUGCCAUUUUGAAGUAUGACAGAAGUCCUGAUGCUGCAGCAGAGGCUAGGAAUAUUAAUGGCCACAUCUAGAGAUUACAUGGUCUUCUAAAGAAGCCAUGGGUAGCUGCUGUAGCUGUCCAGAUAAAGAGACUGUCCCAGACAACCAUCGAAACAAGUUUAAGGUCAUUAAUGUAGAUGAUGAUGGUAAUGAACUGGGUUCUGGCGUAAUGGAACUUACAGAUACAGAGCUAAUUUUAUACACCCGUAAACGGGAUUCUGUAAAAUGGCACUACCUCUGUCUCCGUCGCUACGGCUAUGAUUCAAAUCUCUUUUCUUUUGAAAGUGGUCGACGAUGUCAAACUGGACAAGGAAUCUUUGCCUUUAAGUGUGCUCGUGCAGAAGAACUAUUUAAUAUGCUACAAGAGAUCAUGCAGAACAAUAGCAUAAAUGUGGUAGAAGAACCAGUAGUAGAAAGGAAUCAUCAUCAAACUGAGUUGGAAGUUCCAAGAACCCCUCGAACACCCACCACUCCUGGGUUCAGUGCACAAAGUUUACCUAAUGGGUAUCCCAGAUAUCCAUCCUUUGGAGAUGCUUCAUCACAUCCUUCCAGCAGACAUCCCUCUGUAGGAAGUGCACGGCUUCCUUCAGUAGGUGAAGAGUCUACACAUCCAUUGCUUGUAGCAGAGGAACAAGUGCACACCUAUGUCAACACUACUGGUGUACAAGAGGAAAAAAAAAAUAGAUCCAGUGUGCAUGUACCGCUGGAAUUAAGGCUUUCUACUGUUGAAACAAGCAAGACAACAGAAGAUCAAAAUUGCACUGAUGACCGAGAUGCUCAGGUUCUUCUGGAGCCUGAAGGAGUCAAAUUUGUUUUAGGACCAACACCUGUUCAAAGACAAUUAAUGGAAAGAGAGCAACUGGAGCAACUUGGGAGAGACCAAGUUAGUGGCAGCAGUACCAACACCUCUGAAUGGGACACUGGGUACGACAGUGAUGAACGUAAAGAAACACCUUCUGGUAAUAAACUAGUGUAUGAAAAUCUAAAUAGGUUAUCAAUUCCUAGUGCCUCAGGAGUCAGGAGAGGUCGUCUGACAUCAACAAGUACCUCAGAUACCCAGAAUAUUAACAACUCUGCUCAAAGGAGAACUGCAUUGUUAAACUAUGAAAACUUGCCAUCUUUGCCUCCUGUUUGGGAAGCCCGCAAGCUAAGUAGAGAUGAAGAUGACAAUUUAGGACCAAAGACCCCAUCUCUGAAUGGCUACCACAAUAACCUAGAUCCAAUGCAUAAUUAUGUAAAUACAGAGAAUGUAACUGUGCCAGCAAGUGCUCAUAAAGUAGAAUUUACACGACGUCGGGACUGUACACCAACAGUCUUUAACUUUGAUAUUAGACGUCCAAGUUUAGAACACAGGCAGCUCAAUUAUAUACAGGUUGACUUGGAAGGUGGCAGUGACUCUGACAACCCUCAGACUCCAAAAACUCCUACCACUCCACUUCCACAAACUCCAACCAGGCGCACAGAGCUGUAUGCUGUGAUAGACAUUGAAAGAACUGCUGCUAUGUCAAGUUUGCAGAAAGCACUGCCACGAGAUGAUGGUACGUCUAGGAAAACUAGACAUAACAGUACUGACCUGCCUAUGUGAGCCCAGGAAACAUUAAAUCAUUUGCACCUUUUGUGAAGUUUAUAAAAUUGAAGAUGCAAAUUCUUCAUGUGCAUUUUUUAACACUAAUGCCUUUUAUAGAGUAAUAGACUUUUUUGGAAUACUUCAUGUGCUUGUCUAACAAAAGGGAAAUAAUGUAGAGCAGGUACUCAUUAAAUGACACAAUUUUAUUCUACAGUAAUAGUAAUUGCUGUGUAGAAGCAUUGCCACUUUUCACAGUGCCUCUUUACUUAGUUAGAGUUGGAGUGACUGCCAGUUCUGAAGUUAUCAAUAUUCUGGCCAUGUGCCUAUAGUCAUUAAUGGCAUUUGUAACAUUUUAUAAAGCCUCUUGAUGUGCAUUACUAGCUGAUAACCCUAAUCUUGCAAGGUUGAUAUUUGUACCUUCACUCUCUUCAUUCAUGUGGCCUCCUCCAAUAUGAGAAGUGAGAGUAAUUCAUUAUUCAAUCAGUUUGACUUACAUGAAAUAGUUUGGCUCAUGUAUAAACACCACGCUUCCUCGUAUGUAUGUCAGUUCAUUUUUUGAAGUCAUUUGGACAAGCUUCAGAUUCUUGAAGGUUUUUUUUAAUUUCUGUAACAUUGAGGGGUUACAUCAAGUUCACUUGGUCAGAGCUGGAGUUGGGUCUGAAAUAAGCCAUAAGUCAUUUCCCCUAGAAAAGGUUUCCAAGUGAUAGUACCAGAACAGUUUUACAGAAUUUUAAUCUGAGUUUUCUGAAGGAAUACACAGGUUGGUUGGAUCUGUGAUUUUAAGGUGUUCUUUAAUUUCAUAGUUCUGCUUACCUUUCCAUCUUCACGUGUGCGAUGUCUUCUUUGAUCUAUUCUGUAAUGUCUGUAGGUUAAGAACAGUCAAGUUUUUGUGCAUAAUUUUAAUUAUUGUUUAGGAUUUGUAUGUGUGUUGCUCCUAUUCAGUCUGCACAUUGUCAAAGAAAAAUCUCUUGAAGAUCCGGUGGGAACUUUUUUACUUAAUAAGGUUGCCUUUGUCCAGUGUUUUAUUGUUUUACUUUUUAUGUCUGACAGAAACAUCCCAAAAGUGUUAGUGUCCAGCAGCAUACAGCAUUGCACAAGUGGAAAGGUAUAUUAUGCAUUUUUGUCUUCCUCUGAAGCAUCAAAUAUAGGUCACCAUGGGAGGCAAGGUAUUUCAUUUGGUAGUUCAGUGUGACAAACCCUAAAUUUACAGUGUGGAUCUGUAGUUGAUGCACUUGGAUUUAGAGAGAAUUAGUUACUUACAAUAUGUAGAGAAUUUUUUGAAGGUAAUAUCUAUGGGCAUACAUAUUUUCCCUUUUGCAGCUAGUUAACUCAGUUACUCUAAUGGCUUAACUGCUGAUUGAUGUUAUGGUACAUCCAGGUAGAAUGCAUCUGCUGAACAUGCCAGGUAUGCCCUUGACAGUCCCUUGUUCUAUACUGAAUAUUAAUAGAAUUGAGAGCAGUACAGCAGGUGCAGUGCAGGACCAGAAAGAAAACAGAUUAAGGCUUGAGCCUGUGGAACUGACCAUUAUGUGGACUGGUGUAAUGUACAAUAAUCCUUGAGCUGUGGGCGAGAAAAAUCACAUGCAAGAAACCCGGGGGGGAAGAGACUCAAAAAAUGCUUAGGGUCCUCAUGUAAUAUUUAAAUUGAGUUUUCAUUUAAAGCAUAACACUAUUUCCAGUCCUUUGAAUUGUGUGGAGGGUGUUCCUGUUUUCUUAUUAAAUUUUCCUUUUGUCUUCAGCCAGAUAAAUAGUAGGAAGAGUGAUAGCUGAAAUACAUUUUUCCUGUUCACACCAGUGAGAUAACGGCAGCCUCAUUUAUAUAGGUCAGGCUUUUUUAUCCUGAAGGAUUUCCAGUGUUUUUUACAAAUUUUAUAAUACCGAAAUGCAUCCAGGCGCACAAUCAAUACACUUCACAGGAGUAAGGGGACAGGCAUCUUAGUUGAGACAAUUGUAAGAAAACUUCACUGAAAACUUUUCCAUAAUCAUUUCACUAUUAGUCUGGGCACUUCUAUACAUUUUUUUUGUGCUUUAGGUGCUCGAAAAGGUGAGGGACUAAUAGCAUUCACUAGAAUCAGAUGUAGUGCAAAUGCAUGGUGCUAUAAGUGACCCUUGCUCCGCCCUGACAUUGCACCUCUGUCGUGAUUUGCAACACAUCAUGCAUAUACUAAUCCUGGGUCUGUCUUGAAGCGUUAUUACCAAUUGUUGCAAACUGUGUGGUGGAUGUGUGAAGGUGGGCUAGGAACUAGAAUCAGACCAACAAACUCUUGCUAAUUUGUAAACUAAGACAAGAUUUCAGCAUACAUUUCAAGCAGUUAAAAGGCUAGAACACUUAACUCACCAGCUAUCUUAUCUAGAGAUUUAUAUGGCCCUCAUCACCAUAAUAUCGGAGUGUCUCAGUCAUUAAUGUAUUUUAUCCUCAAACACCCUGUAGAGUAAGGAAGUACUGUCCCCAAUUUAUGGGUGUGGGAACUGAGGCCCAAGUAAGCUAUACAUGACUUGCUAAAGGUCACAUAGAAAGUCUGUGGUUGAGCCAGGAAUUCAACCCCGCUCUCCUGAGUUUUAGUCCAAUGCCCUGUCCACUAAAUCAUCCUUCCUAUCCAACACCUACCAUGGACCAUUCAGAAUAACGUUGUUGCCAACUCUUGCAAUUUUAUGAGUGUUGUAAUAUUUAGUGUUUUUCUUAAAGCCGUAGAUCCUGGAGUCAUGUGAAUACUGCAAAAAUCUCACUUUUUUUUCUCUUCUCUUCCCUUCCCUUCCUGCCCAGAUAAAGCUAAAUUUCUUGCCCUUGGAGAGAAAAGAUUGAAAAUGUGAUCCCUAAAGGAUCAAAAACCAAAAGACAUCUAAAAAGAAGCCAAAUCCAAUCUUGAUUUUUUUUUUCUGAUUCAUGAUUUUUGAAUGCUUGGUGUUGGCCAAUGCGCAACCCACUGAGCUAUCCCUCCCCUUGAUUAAGUAGGAAUGAGAUAGAAACUACUCAGUUCAUCUAUGGCAUUGUUUUUAUUUAAUUUUCCCGUUAAGUAGUUGCACUUUACCCUUAGAGACUUGGUUGUAUCUUAGUCUCUUUAGAGUUGUGAUGUUAGAUUCACUAUCUGCAGAUCUGGGAUUCAGUUUUUAGCAGAAAUUUCUCAAUUGUAUUUUUAAGCAUCUUUAUUUUGGACCCACAAGUGCACAAAGCAAGAUGCAACAAAUAUGUAACAGUUUAUUGGAAAAUAACUGGCCUAAUAUGUGAAGAUUACCUAACCAAUGCCCACAAAAGUGGCAAAAUUUCUUUUAAUUCUGUUAUUUAUCCACAGUGUGCAGCUGGCCCCUGCCUUUCAGGCGCAUGACAUAUUCCACGCUACUAAUCCUCCAAUGUGUAAAGCCUUUAAGCUAGAAAUUGCUCCACCCGAAGCCAUGACUAGUAAAAAGUGCAGUGUGUUCCUAUAUUAUACUACUUUUCAAGUAACUGCUCUAACCAAUUCUUAUUUGCAGUAUAUAAAAUAAUAUUAGGAGGCAGUGUCCAGGACUCCAUUGUUAAUGUUGCAUUGAAAAUGCAGUUAAAGUGGGAAUUUAAUCCAUUGAUUACACAAGGAAAAAUAAGUAUUUUCUUACCAAUUUGAUACUGCAUACUUAAGAGGUGCAGAAUUAUACUUUGUGAAAGUUUUUUUUUUCAGUGAUUCUAUCAAAUACAUUUGAAAAUGACCAAUUCUGAAAAUUUUGAUUGGCUUUAUAACGUUCUUUUGGUUUCUCCUCAGUGAAGUGUCCAAAUUAAAAAAAUUAAUAAAAUGUACUCAUGUCCUGAUAAUGUAUUGAGUAUAUGGCAGGUGUUGAAUAUAA
Messenger RNA from Gopherus evgoodei (Goodes thornscrub tortoise), 8767 nucleotides. RefSeq names its product fibroblast growth factor receptor substrate 2 (gene FRS2). Gene Ontology annotation, cellular component: cytoplasm; cell-cell junction. The record is from RefSeq and is a predicted model, not a curated record. The coding region runs from base 3446 to 4972 and encodes 508 amino acids. Gene Ontology annotation, biological process: cell surface receptor protein tyrosine kinase signaling pathway. The transcript is spliced from 8 exons. Lineage: Eukaryota; Metazoa; Chordata; Testudines; Testudinidae.